Zophobas morio is the source of this 2356-nucleotide messenger RNA. Its product is annotated as zinc finger protein OZF-like. The coding region runs from base 138 to 1640 and encodes 500 amino acids. Gene Ontology annotation, cellular component: nucleus. The transcript has 3 exons. NCBI's taxonomy places the organism in Eukaryota, Metazoa, Arthropoda, Insecta, Coleoptera, Tenebrionidae. Gene Ontology annotation, molecular function: zinc ion binding. The record is from RefSeq and is a predicted model, not a curated record.
UCCCCAGCCGGCCAUAUUGCUUGCUAAUCCGAUGCGAUGGUGUAUUGCGUGCUUUCGGGGGCCGAAUUCACACUAUAAAAACCGGCCUAAACCAAAAUCAAAACAUUUUACUUAACCUAAAUACAGCAAGCCCCUAGAUGGAAAACAAGGCCCUGCAGAUCUCCACUGGUCUAGACACAGAAGCACAAGAGGUCGAAAUUAUCGGAAUUCACACAUUGUGUCGGUUGUGUGCGAGUCAGAAUGAACGUUUAAUCGGGAUUUUCAGCGAAGAAGGGAUCACUAAUGACCUCUCGAAUAAAAUCAACCUGUAUUUGCCCAUCAAAGUGGCAGCCACUGAUGUGCUGCCGUUGCAGUGUUGCUGGAACUGUGCCUCGACACUACUGGCUUGGCACGAGCUGGUUUUGACGAGCGUGGAGAUCGACAGGAAGUUCAGGAGUUCGCAGUUCAUCGCGGAGAAGGUGGUGGAGGAUGAAGGCGGCUAUGACAAUUCCACGAAUCCAUUCAGUGCCAGUGAUGAUAAUGGAGUCUGUGAUAACGAGGGAUCAAAACCCGAAAUCAAAAUCGAACCCGCCGACGCCGACGACCCACCCCACCCCAAGCCACCCGCAGGCCACUGCCACAUCUGUGAUAAAACCAUCAGCAGAGCCCGCGACUUGAAGCGCCACAUCUCCAGCUGCCACCCGGACACCCUCACCCAAAAACACUUCGACGAAGUGGCCGACCUGGCGGCGAAAACCUGCGUCGAGUGCGACCUGAAGUUCGACAACCGCACCAAACUCAAGAAACACGUCGAAGAGGUGCACCAGCUCAAGCAGAAGCGCCACCGCCGCAAAAAGGACGAGAUUUCGCCGCGAUUCUACUGCGACGCCUGCGACAAAGGGUUCACCAGGAAGUACGACAUGGAGAAGCACCGAACCCAAGCGCAUGCGCUCAGUCCGCAACGACAAGACAAAAAGAGGAAGUUGGAUGUGUUAAUUAAAUGCAAGAAUAGAGACUCGGACGGGAAAGUGUUCUAUAAGUGUGACUUCUGUGAGAGGAAUUUCGCACAGAGUUAUAGUUUGAUGAGGCAUAGGACUAUACAUACGGGGGUUAGGGAGUAUUGUUGUCAUAUUUGUGGUACGGGGUUUAGGAUUUCGAAUGCGUUAACGAGACACAUAGAGUCGUAUCACUACCAAGUUAAGAAUUACAGCUGCGAUGUGUGUGGGAAGAGCUUUACGGCGAGGGCCACGAGAGACGAACAUAUGAACAUUCACACGAAUACGAGACCGUUUGUGUGUGAUGCUUGUGGUAAGAGUUUCAAGCAGAGGGCGAGUUUACAUGUUCAUAAGAUGUUUCACUCGAAUAUGUACAGAUUUGAGUGUAAAAGUUGUGGGAAGAAGUUUCGCAGAAACCAGGAUUUGAAAGUGCAUGGUUGGUUGCAUACAGGACAACGACCGUAUGCUUGUCCUGAGUGUAAAGCGGCCUUUAGAUUGAGGCACGACCUCACCAGGCACUUGAAAGUUCACGAGAAAUUAAAAGAGUGCGCUUGUAACGUGUGUGGGUCGGUUUUCAGUCAAGAAAGGUACUUGAAAGUGCAUAAAAAAAUUCAUGGGAAAGGACAAACAGUGGGGAAGACUGAAGAGACGGCACAACAAGGGUAGUCAGUCUUUAAAACAUAUUGUGUUCAUUUAUAGCUAUUUAACCAACAAGUUUAUUAAUGAAGGCGAUUAAUAAUCGAGAUAUUUUAACGCGCGAGAUUAUUAAUCGCGUUUUAACAAAUGUGUUGGUUACAAUGCUUUUUCGGUGAUCGUAAAUAAAUUUUUUAUAGUUAUUUAAAAAUUUAAAUUUACUGAAAUUAUGCAACCAAAUAUACGCUUGUUUUUCCCCGCACCACGCUAUAAAUUCGCGGUAUGUUUUUUCGUACAAUAUUCUACUCUUUUCCGGUAAUAAACCUAACGACACCACAUUUGCGGUCUCCACAACUUCUGGGGGAGUUAAACCUUGGUACUCAUCCAUUUUUGAUGAAGCACUAUUUUAAAUUUAUGACAUUUAAAAUAAAUCUAGAGUCAUCAAAAUUGAUUGAGAGAGUUGGUACCCCCGGUUUUUGCCGUGAGGUUUGUCAACCUUGUGACAGAUUCGUUUAAGGUUAUAUGGCAAUGAAUUCAGGGGCGUGACAAAGAACUGGGGGUUGAUUGUCGAACCUGUGGACUGGUUUUGCCAAUGAUUUACCCUCUACCCUUGAUGUUCUUAGAGGUUAUGCCAUUUGGCAAAAUCAGUCAUAUCUUAAUAAAUUCCAGCCCCAUCCACUCGCCCUUUAGUUUCUUUGAGAAUAGGCCAUUUGGCAAUAUCAGACUUUCCUAGCAGGUACUAGCCCCGC